AUGGGUGUGCUGGACUUGCUGCCGCACUGCGUUAGUGGAGUGUACAUGCUCUACCAUUCAGACUACGAGAAGUGGCAAUUUGGCAAGCUGAGUGCUUUAAGAGAGGCCGCUCUUGCGCUUGAAGGUGGAUACCAGUACUACUAUAUGGGCUACUACAUCCACAGUUGCACGAAGAUGCGUUACAAGGGUGACUACAAGCCUCAGCACGUCCUGGAUCCAGAGUCAUAUGACUGGAACCCCUUAGAUGGUGAGUUAAAGAGCCUUCUUGACAAGAAGACAUACGCCUCAUUGUCAAGAGAGUGUGGACGAAAGGACUCAGCGGCUUCGGCAAAUGGAAAUGGCGAUGAUACUGCCCCGCCUAGUGAGGACGACCUCUCAGAAUUUCCUCUACCCACAGCAGCCGAAGCUGGCAAUGCAGUCCAGAGUGGGAUGUCACUCUUUGACUUGAAGAUUCCCGGGGUCAUGACAGAAGACGAGAUCAAGAGUACCUUGGAUCUUGGAUCAACACCGAUUCGAGUGAAGGGCCGGCUGGCCGAAGCUCAACAUCUUGUCUCAUGGGAUGACGGAGACAUACGUCAACCUCACUCGAUUAAGGGCAUCAUUGGCGAGCUGGUUGCAUGCCGCCCGAUCAAGGGCCUCCCCGAGUCCAUCACCGUCGAUUCUGAUGCGCCUGCGUCAGAGAUCUUCCGCAAAAUUGCGAGUGUCUCGAAAUUCUCGAUCCAUCGAUUGAGGGUCACGAAGGGUAGUGAUGGAUCAGCCAUCCGCAACGCUGCCGGGGUUACCAUCCACCAGACUGGCUUGAGAAAUAAGAGUGCUAUAGAUGUGAAGGAUCUUGGUGCCCAGAUCUCCUGGCGAACCGUCUUCUUCGUCGAAUACCUCGGCCCUCUCCUCGUCCACCCGUUGAUGUACAUUGCUCGCCCAUGGAUUUAUGGCACCAAUGCCCCGACCUCGCAGCUACAGAAGCUCACACUCAUCAUGUGUGUGCUUCACUUCGCAAAGCGCGAGUACGAGACCCUCUUCGUCCACCGCUUCUCCUCCGCGACAAUGCCUGCACGCAACAUCGUCAAGAACAGUGGCCACUACUGGGUUCUGUCCGGUUUCAACCUGGCAUACUGGUCAUACGGACCUAACAGCCCCGCCGCUCGGGCAUCGAACCCUCUCAUUACAUAUCUUGGUGUGGCUCUGUUCGCAAUUGGCGAGAUCUGCAACUACAGCACACACUUGACACUCAAGAACCUGCGUCGUCCAGGCAGCACCGACCGAGGUAUUCCACAGGGACUUGGCUUUAACCUUGUGACAUGCCCCAACUACAUGUUUGAGGUGAUUGCGUGGAUUGGUGUUGCACUUGUCAACUGGAGCUUGAGCACAGUCAUCUUUAUCAUCGUUGCUGUGGGCCAGAUGGGUGUCUGGGCAUGGAAGAAGGAGAAGAGGUACCGCAAGGAAUUUGGCGACAAGUACAAGCGCAAGAGGUAUGCCUUUCUGCCCGGCAUCUGGUGA
Messenger RNA from Macroventuria anomochaeta, 1497 nucleotides. RefSeq lists its product as uncharacterized. The transcript is spliced from 4 exons. Gene Ontology annotation, biological process: protein arginylation; very long-chain fatty acid biosynthetic process. The record is from RefSeq and is a predicted model, not a curated record. Lineage: Eukaryota; Fungi; Ascomycota; Dothideomycetes; Pleosporales; Didymellaceae. The coding region runs from base 1 to 1497 and encodes 498 amino acids. Gene Ontology annotation, molecular function: oxidoreductase activity, acting on the CH-CH group of donors; arginyl-tRNA--protein transferase activity.